Messenger RNA from Paramecium sonneborni, 407 nucleotides. NCBI's taxonomy places the organism in Eukaryota, Ciliophora, Oligohymenophorea, Peniculida, Parameciidae. The record is from the annotation of a GenBank genome assembly.
UCCAGUAAUUAUGAAUUUUGAACCAUCAUAUGAUUUUAUGUAUUAUGAGAGUGGUAUAUAUCAUUCAGUUGCUGAACAUGAUUGGUCUACUUAAGAUCGUCCAGAAUGGGUAUAUAAAAUUAUAUUAAUAAUAAAUAGGAAAAAGUAGAUCAUUCAGUAUUAUGUUAUGGUUGGGGAGAAGAGAAUGGAGUUAAAUUUUGGUUAUUAUAAAAUAGUUGGGGUAGUUAAUGGGGAGAAAAUGGAAAUUUUAGGUAAAUAUUUUAAAUAAUAUUAUUUUUAGAAUGAAAAGAGGAGUUGAUGAAUCAGCUAUUGAAAGUAUGGCAGAAGCAGCUGAUCCAGUAAUUUAUUCAAGAUCUAAUAGUGAAUUUAUAGAAUUAAAUAAAGAAUCAAAUUUAAGAAGAAAAUGA